Molecule: messenger RNA, 414 nt
Organism: Funneliformis caledonium
Lineage: Eukaryota; Fungi; Glomeromycota; Glomeromycetes; Glomerales; Glomeraceae
Source: the annotation of a GenBank genome assembly
AUGAGCUUAAUGUUUAUUCCUCAUGAUACUGAUACUCGAAGACAGACUAAUAGAAAAAAGGCUCCAAAUAUGUUUAUUUUAUACCGUAAAGACAUGAUGCGUACGAAACCACCCAUGAUGACUAUGACCAAGUUUAGUAAAGUGAUUUCUAUUAAGUGGAAAAAUCUGCCUGAUUAUGAAAAAGCAAAAUGGCAGAGAAAAUCUCAAUUAAUUAGAGAUCUAGGAGAAAAUAUAGAUGAAUCUAUGUACGACAAAUGUGAAGAUUGCCUAAAACAACAAUACCUUAACGUUAACUCGAGGAUUCCUCAAACAGAUGAGUGUCGAUCCUGUAUGCUCUCGAAAGGCACUAAUUCCGAAACCUGUGAUACUUGUUAUAACGUUACGUUUAAUUGUUAUAUCGAUUUUCACACGUGA